Molecule: messenger RNA, 652 nt
Organism: Cuscuta epithymum
Lineage: Eukaryota; Viridiplantae; Streptophyta; Magnoliopsida; Solanales; Convolvulaceae
Source: the annotation of a GenBank genome assembly
GUUACGUACUAUAUAUACGCUAGUUGCCUAGUACGUACUUGUAUACAUACAUACAAUACUCCGUAGAAUAUAAUGUUCAAAAUCGAUUUGGUUCCAGCGAAUGGGGGGGUGUCGUGGGAUGAUUGUGGUCGUGGUGAAGUUGCUGCAAUCCUCGUUUCCUAUUCUCCCUACUGUGUUAACUCUCUGCGUUUCCUUUAUUUCAAGGACGGCGAGUUGCAGUUUUCUGAAGAUCAUGGCAAACUUAGUGACAGCAUACGCAUGAUCAGACUAGACUACCCAACGGAGGUCCUCAUUGAGGUGCAUGGCUUUCGUCGCUUCACUUAUGUGUCUUGCGGUGGAUUGUCAUCGAUAACAUUUGUGACAAACAGGGCUACAUAUGGACCCUUUGGGGAAAAUAGGGCGCCAUCGUCAUCCAACGACAGCAUAUUCAAAUUCCGACUAGGUAGUGAAGCUGAUUCCAUUAAUGGCUUUCACGGAACUGUUGACCGUUAUGGUCGCCUCGAAAGCCUCGGUGUUUAUUUACAGACAACAAUAUCUGCUACCCGCCCCGAUCUCAAGCGUAUUUGUCUCUAAAGAUGUCAAACAUGCAUGACCAUGCAUUCUACUCGUAUAUUACAACGACGUUGUUCGAUGAUGAUGGAUAUACUAUCAC